Cercospora beticola is the source of this 2282-nucleotide messenger RNA. Its product is annotated as Zn(II)2Cys6 transcription factor. Gene Ontology annotation, molecular function: DNA-binding transcription factor activity, RNA polymerase II-specific; zinc ion binding. The record is from RefSeq and is a predicted model, not a curated record. Lineage: Eukaryota; Fungi; Ascomycota; Dothideomycetes; Mycosphaerellales; Mycosphaerellaceae. Gene Ontology annotation, biological process: regulation of DNA-templated transcription.
UAGAGCAUGCCCCAUCGCGUAGAUGAUUGUGGUGUGGCUGCAUGAUGGACAAAUUCGCCGUCGUCAGCAGGAGAGAAAGAAGAGCACGAAUUGUCGGCCACGACUUCUGCACGCGACUGUUCUUGGACGCGACGCGACCGAUCAAAGCUGCGGAAGGAACGAAGGAAUUACAUGCGUGUCCACCCACGCACAUGUUACACCCGACCUGCCCAACAACAUGCAAUCCUCACAUGUGCCCUGCGCGUUCUUUGAGCAAUGUCUUCAGCCAUCGACCUGACAUGGCGAGCCGCCGUGGAAGCGAAUCUCCAGGAAGCCCGGAAACGCCGAGGACGAUUGGGUUUGAAGAAAUCAAGAGGCGGGUGUCUGACUUGCAAGACGAGGCAUAUCAGAUGCGACAAGGCGAAUCCAUGCCGUAACUGUACUUCAACAGGCCGCCAAUGUGGCUACGCCGGAGCCGUAACGACUUCAAGACAACGCAGCGAGGACAGCACAAGUCUGAUUCAGGGAUGCCUUGCCAACAACUUGAAUCCGAGCAACGAUGAAAUGCGGACAUUCAGCUAUUUCUUGAGCCAUACUGCUCCGCGACUUGCUCAAAACCUGGACAAGGAUUUCUGGUGCGGUCAUGUACUCCAGAUCGCUCAUCAAGAGCCUCUUGUCAUGGACUCAUUGUUGGCUCUAUCGACAUUGUACGAGCACCCGCAGUUCAUGAAAAGCUUCCACUUGACUGCGGAUGCACACAACAGCACCAAUGGCGUGCACCCGUCAUUGUUACAGCGGCCCAUCGAACGCGAGCACGUGAAAGCCCUGAAGCACUACAAUCGAGCCAUCUCUCAAUUCCAAAAGAAAAUGCACGAUGGCAGCGCCACUCCGCUCCUGGCCAUGCUUACCUGCACUCUCUUCAUCUGCAUUGAGAUUAUCAGGGACAACAUAUUUGGCGGCGUCAGCUUGUUCAUCACGGGUGCGACACUCAUGCGACAGUUCUCCAGCUGCCCCGAAGGCAUGAGUUGCUCUCUGUACGAUGCCAUCAGGCAAAUAUUUGCUCGACUUGCUGUUUCUGGUGCUCUGAUGGGCCACCCCGCUGAGCAUGAUGUGGAGGAAUGGGCUGGUAAAUCUCCUCACGAUGCCGGAGCGUUCUCCAAUAUCGCGGAGGCACGCAACAUGUUGUUCCGUCUGCUCGGCGAGAGUCAUGCAACGCUGAGACUCGCCAAUUGCCACCGUAGAGAGGCACUCUCCCGAGGCACUUCUGGCGGCAUCCCGGCGUUUGCCAACAACACGCUUGAUGACUACGACUUCGAUGAUCUGCCUCCGCCACCUCCGAGGCCUUAUGAACUGCCUGAAAAUGGUUAUACUACAAAUAUGGGCACAUGGUCUGCAGAUCUGUACGAACCAAAUGAAGAUGAUGGCAAUAUCCAGCGCGAAGACCAGCAGCAUGAUUAUCGGGCGGUACUUGGAGGGGUCUCGGAAGAUCUGUACGACCUUGCGUGGGAGCAUGGCGACAUAACCGCUCAACAAAGAUCUACCAUGAAACUGGGCGAUCGAAAUUUCCCGUGUGAUGACCAAGCUAUCCAUGAUAGACGACUGAUAUUGCUUUCGAGACUGAAACGCUGGCACAAGACUUUCAAACGUAUUCACUCUGAAGAGGACGAGGUUGCAGCUUCGUUGUUGAUGCACUACCAAUUCGCUAUUACAUGGUUGCAAGCCUGUCCAAUAGACGAUGAAAGUGCCUUUGACAACUGGACGCAAAGUUUCAAGGAGAUCCUGCGAUUAUCCGAAAUCUUUCUCGCCAAGAGCGAACACUCAACAUUCACGUUCGAGGUCGGCACUGUUCCUGCCUUGGCCUUCGUCGCUGGAAAAUGCCGUGUCACAUCCGUACGCCGCAAAGCCCUGUCUCUUUUGUCCCGAGCGCCAUCGAAAGAAUCUAUGUGGUGCGCUCAGUCGGUUGGCGAAGUUCUGGCCCGACUGAUAACGAUUGAAGAAGAAGGGCUCGGUCUGCCUCCACCACUUGUCGGCUCGUCAUCAUGGGGUUAUAGUGGUGAUCUAUACAUUGAUGACUCCGUCCUCCCGCCCGAGGAGCAGCGCGUGCACGUUUUUGGCAUACGUGUGAACAAAACUGCCGGUCGGUAUGAUAUUCGUAUUACUCGUUAUUUCGUCGAUGUCGAGACCGGUGCUCGGGUCAAGGUACUGAGCGAUCAUCCGAUAUGAGUUGUCUGCUGCGCUCCUAGAAGGUUUGUCAGCCUGGGAGCAUGCACUGCAACGGGCAAAGUGAAGGACAUGCAUCCUCG